UAACACAUAAUAUAUACCGUAAAAACUUGGCAUACGUGUACUCAAUAUCCUCCAAAGCAACUCAACCACCACCACUGCCUACUCCUCAGCCAUGGCAACCACCACAGCUGCCACCGUGUCACAUUUUUUCGGUACCCGUAUCCAAACCUCUAACCCAAGCUCCGGUAGAAUCCAAGCUAGGUUCGGCUUUGGAACCAAGAAAGCACCACCACCACCAAAAAAAGCUGCCCCUAAAAGGCCAUCCGACCGCCUUGUUUGGUUCCCCGGCGCAAACCCACCGGAAUGGCUCGACGGUACAAUGAUCGGAGACCGUGGGUUCGAUCCUUUCGGGUUUGCUAAACCGGCUGAAUACUUACAGUACGAUUUGGACUCGUUGGACCAGAACUUGGCCAAGAAUGUGGCCGGUGAUAUUAUAGGGGUGAUUAGCGAGACUGCGGAGCUGAAACCGACGCCGUUUCAGCCGUACACGGAGGUUUUUGGGAUUCAAAGGUUUAGAGAGUGUGAGUUGAUUCAUGGGAGAUGGGCAAUGUUGGGUACGCUUGGUGCUAUUGCCGUUGAGGCACUCACCGGCGUUGCAUGGCAAGACGCAGGGAAGGUAGAGUUGGUGGAAGGAGCAUCAUACUUAGGGCAACCACUUCCAUUCUCAUUGACCACAUUAAUAUGGAUUGAGGUAUUGGUGAUUGGUUACAUUGAGUUCCAACGGAAUGCUGAGCUUGACCCUGAGAAAAGGCUAUACCCUGGUGGCUAUUUUGACCCACUUGGCUUGGCUUCUGACCCUGAGAAAAUUGAUAACCUCAAGUUGGCUGAAAUCAAGCAUUCUAGGCUUGCCAUGAUUGCUUUCCUCAUCUUUGGCAUUCAGGCUGCUUACACUGGCAAGGGUCCUAUUAGCUUCAUUGCUAGCUUUAACAGUUGAUCUCAUAUGGCUUUCUAUAUUAGGGAUAUGGCCAUUUCAAAAAAUAAAAAACACUUAAUAUAUAGUAUGUAUUGUAAAAGAAUGAAAAAAAAACUUUAAGUGACUUAUUUGUAUGACAUUUGUCUUUUUUUUUUCCUAAAUAAAUGUUCGUGAAAAUAGAUUUGUUUA
Messenger RNA from Gossypium raimondii (Peruvian cotton), 1081 nucleotides. Its product is annotated as chlorophyll a-b binding protein CP29.3, chloroplastic. The transcript is spliced from 2 exons. Bases 92 to 913 code for a protein of 273 amino acids. Gene Ontology annotation, biological process: photosynthesis, light harvesting in photosystem I; response to light stimulus. The record is from RefSeq and is a predicted model, not a curated record. Lineage: Eukaryota; Viridiplantae; Streptophyta; Magnoliopsida; Malvales; Malvaceae. Gene Ontology annotation, cellular component: plastoglobule; chloroplast thylakoid membrane; chloroplast envelope.